This is a messenger RNA of Chlamydomonas reinhardtii, 1282 nucleotides long. RefSeq lists its product as uncharacterized. The record is from RefSeq and is a predicted model, not a curated record. The coding region runs from base 163 to 459 and encodes 98 amino acids. NCBI's taxonomy places the organism in Eukaryota, Viridiplantae, Chlorophyta, Chlorophyceae, Chlamydomonadales, Chlamydomonadaceae. The transcript has 2 exons.
CGUACGUUGACGUGCUUCAGUACAAAGCUUGUAUCUGAUCGAUCACACACGCAAAGUACUGCGCGCUUGGCAAGUUUGAACCUUCACAAGCGGCUGCGCAACUGGGCUUAAUCGACCCAAACCCACAUCAUCUGGGUACGGUAUUUAAGCCAGCGAAACGUCAUGAAGCUAGUGAAGACGGUAUCCAAGCUCGCGGGCGCGGCGGUGGGAAUGCUGCCCGCCGGGCAGGCAGGCCUCGCAGUCAAGGUGGCUCUUGGAGUAGCAUUUGCAUUUUGGUGGACCAGCGGGCCAGGCGCUGAUGAGGAGAUGGACGCCAAGGCGCAGCAGGAGCCGGACCGGCGCUCGCAGUACACGCGGCACUACGCAUUCAAGGGCCGCGGGCGCAAGGAGUUCCUACGCUCUGACAUGAAGAAUGACGCGAACGAGCUGGUGCCCACCCGCGGCGCUGCCGGGUUGUAAGUGGCAGUAUCAGUUGCCGCAAGUAGAGCAGCGAUGGGAGAUGAUGUGGUGUGGCGCCAGGCGGCCCGCUAUUCGCUCUACGCCAUAACGGCGGGCAAAUUGCCCGACGUGGCCAGCCUGUCCGUAACAUGGAUUUAGGCUAAAAUGAGCCUCCAGCAGCCUGUAUGUUCGGCGCUGAUGGCUGGGAGAAGGAUCUUAUCAGCACGUGUGUUUUUGUUGCGUUGGCGCCUGAGUCGUUCAUCCUGGCACUGGGGGGAUGAGUAUGUUUACGUGGGACAGCAUGUACAGAUAUGGUUUCUGCAGGCUGACAAGACGUCCGUGUUAGGCGAGGACAAGGGAAAGGGCCGGCACUGUCCAUGCAAAUGUACAAGCAAACAAGAUGUUCAUGUGUCUUGGUGUGUGCGUGCAAUUUGUCUUCCCAUACGAAGUGCUGAUGAAGCACAGCACAGGAUGAGGAUGGGGGAGUGAAGUGUGGCCCCCACAACGGUAUUGCACGAACUUCCGUGCCGGUGCAUGACUACCUGGUAUGCGACCAUUCAUAGCCUCCGGCCUGUCACACAAGCUAUCGGCAUCAAACAUGACGUCGUCCUGACUUGUUCUGGCGCGUGGCGGUUGUAUGGUCGACAUGUCAUUGGUCGCAUGGGUCGUAUGGCGUUGCGAAGUUGAUAGUGUGGGCGGCGCUGGCGUGCGUGUCCGAAAGGUUGUCAGCCGGCGUGCAGGAAACACGGAGACGCGUACCCCUUCCCAAGGGCCUUGGUCUGCAGUAGGUCUGGACGCCCCGGCCCGCAGUCCUGCGUACAUAGGAAUGUAAGCUAGUGUGAAU